GGGCUGGAAAUAGGCGGAGCAGCAUUUCAUUGGUUGAAGGCAGGAAUAAAAGUAUUAUUUCCUUGUAAGAAUGAAUAUAAAUACAUUUGUUCAGUGUUUCAUAGUCAAAGGCUAAGAGAGUGGAAAAGGGAGCCGAAUAGAUAAGUAAAGAAAUUGCUGGCCAUGAAGAUAUUCCUUCUUAUAUUUACAGUAAUAAGCCUACUAGUCAUGGCGGCAGAGUCUGGAGACAAAUUAAAAUGUGACGUGGUUGGAAUUCCUGAAAGUAUCGAGCGGGGAAGAUCAUGGCUGUUGUCACAACGUGAUAACAGAUGGGGCUGGGGCCUGGAGACGCAUCGAGCUAUUAUGACAUUGUACCUGACUAAUCAUAGUCAGUUUUCUACAGGAGACCUAAAGGACCAGCUUAUGGCCAAAGAGUUGGAGGUGCAGCUAGCUGUUGCUCUAUGGGGGCCUAACGGAAGAACGCUGUCAGCAGGUCAACUAGCCCUCUACAUUCACGGACUUUUGGGAAGUUGUCAUAAUCCAAGAAAUUACUUCGACACGGAUCUGACAGAAAUGCUUCUGGAAUACAAUUUUACAGCAUCAAACUAUUCGUUAGCGUUAGAGUCUUUAUCUCUCUGCAAUGCUGGAAGAAAAUUGUCAGAUGAAAGGAUUGGACAACUUUUGGAUAUACUUCCACCCAAGGCUGGUGCUCACUUCUGGACAGAUACUCAAGCUAUGGCUGUGUUGGCUUUAUCCUGUGUUGUAAGAAAGCAACAUUACACAAAUAUCAGCAAAAAUAUAGCGGAAACUUUGAAGUCGUUCAAGAAAAUCCAGAAACCAGAUGGAAGCUUUGGAAACGUGUACACCUCUGGACUUGUAGUACAGGCAUUCCUAGCAGGAGAGGACAACGGACACGGCUGGGACUUCAAACAAGCGUUACGUUAUUUACUCUCUCAGCAACAAGAUGAUGGAUCAUUCGGGGAUCUGCUGGCUACGUACUUCGUACUUCCGGGUCUGGCGUGUCAGAGUUAUGUGGAAUUGGGUUUUGUCAAGUGUGUCGAACCUCCAACCUCCAACACCGGAAAUGGCGCAGCAAUCCAAGAAAUACGAGAGAUCAACAACGAGGGGAGUGCUGAAUAUAUCAAGAUUUGUUACUCUCUGUGGUUCGAAAACGAGAAUGAAGUGAAUCAAACAAUUACUGUGGACGAUAUUCAACCCAACACUACGUUCUUUCAAAUCAUGAAUAAAGCAGCUGAACAACACUCUAAUUACAAGUUUAAAUGGGAAUCAACAGCACUUGGUCCAUAUGUGGUUGAAAUUGCUGGCAUUGCUAAUGAUAUUGUGAACAAGAAAUUUUGGAUGCUCUACGUCAUGGACCCAGCCACAAAUAAGCCCGUAUUGUCUAGCGUGGGUAAGAAACUUUGACUAUAUUUUAUUUUCC
Molecule: messenger RNA, 1420 nt
Organism: Limulus polyphemus (Atlantic horseshoe crab)
Lineage: Eukaryota; Metazoa; Arthropoda; Merostomata; Xiphosura; Limulidae
Exons: 8
Coding region: 163-1404 (413 amino acids)
Biological process (GO): cobalamin transport
Molecular function (GO): cobalamin binding
Source: RefSeq, a predicted model, not a curated record